Molecule: messenger RNA, 1861 nt
Organism: Passer montanus (Eurasian tree sparrow)
Lineage: Eukaryota; Metazoa; Chordata; Aves; Passeriformes; Passeridae
Gene: EPM2A
Product: EPM2A glucan phosphatase, laforin
Exons: 5
Coding region: 156-1115 (319 amino acids)
Biological process (GO): protein dephosphorylation
Cellular component (GO): nucleus; cytoplasm
Molecular function (GO): carbohydrate phosphatase activity; protein tyrosine phosphatase activity; protein tyrosine/serine/threonine phosphatase activity
Source: RefSeq, a predicted model, not a curated record
UGUCCGAGGCAAGGGCGGUGUCAGGGGCAGGGGAGGUGUCCGGCCCCAGCCCCGGCGGAAGGGCGGGCCCGGGCGGCCUCCCAGCGGCGGCUCUGCUGCCGGCCGUGCUGCAGGAGAAGGAGCUCGUUAAAGCCCAUUCUUUCUGCGGCAGUGAAAUGCUGUUCCGCUUCGGCGUGGUGCUGCCCGCCCGGGUGACGGAGGGCGGCGCGGAGCUGCUGGUGGCCGGGUCGCGGCCGGAGCUGGGCGAGUGGGACCCGCGGCGCGCCGUGCCCAUGAGGCGGGCGCGGCCGAGCGCCCCGCUGCCCGCCCAGGAGCCCGCGCUGUGGCUGGCGGAGGUGGCGCUGCCGGACGAGGACGCCGCCAGCCCCUUCUGGUACAAGUUCCUGCGGCGGGAGGGCGGCCACUUCCUCUGGGAAGGGAGUGGGCCCCAUCAUGAUCGAUGUUGUGUUUACAACCAGAGCAACAUAGUAGAUGGAGUUUACUGCCUCCCAAUAGCACACUGGAUUGAAGUCUCUGGACAUACUGAUGAGAUGAAGCACACAACCGAUUUCUAUUUUAAUAUUGCAGGACAUCAAGCUAUCCAUUACUCCAGGAUUCUGCCAAACAUCUGGCUGGGAAGUUGCCCUCGGCAGCUGGAGCACGUGACCAUCAAGCUGAAGCAUGAGCUGGGUGUUACAGCUGUGAUGAACUUCCAGACUGAAUCUGACAUUGUCCAAAAUUCCUGGGGCUGCAACCGCUACCCAGAACCCAUGAGCCCCGAAAUCCUCAUGAAACUGUAUAAGGAAGAAGGUCUUGCCUAUGUCUGGCUGCCAACUGCAGACAUGAGCACUGAAGGAAGAAUCCAGAUGUUGCCACAAGCUGUGUGCCUCCUGCACGGGCUGCUGCAGAAUGGACACACAGUCUAUGUUCACUGCAAUGCUGGCGUUGGCAGGUCCACAGCCGCUGUCAGCGGCUGGCUGAGGUACGUGAUGGGAUGGAGCCUCAGGAAAGUGCAGUACUUCCUGGCUUCCCGGAGACCAGCUGUCUACAUAGAUGAGGAAGCUCUGAAUCGUGCUGAAGAAGAUUUCUACCAGAAAUUUGGGCACCUUCGUUCCUCAUAUCAAAUAGAAGAGUAGAAAAGCAGAAGAAAAGGAAGGUGAAGAGGAAUCCUUACAUUUAAACCCCAAGGACUUAGAAAUUUCUGUGACUCAGGCACCCACCUCACCUCUUCAGAUUAUAAGCUUCUUGUAAAAGUGAUAAGAAUUUUGUUUAAAAAGUGCCUUAGAGUUUUUUAUUUGCUUUCUUUAAGCUGACAUGUUUUCAAGCCUUUUGGUGAAAUUAUGAGACCUAGAAACUGCAACAUGAAACAAGAUUUUCUUUUAACCACUUGCCUAUAGGAACUGAGGUUUCAGAGUAGACACUAAACAAGAUGUGAGGUGAAAUAGAGUUGGCAAUGAAAAGUGACAAGAAAAAAAUACGAAGAUUGACUGGAUUAAGAUUCAGGUUAGGAUGGAGCAGACCAUCAUCAAAGCUGCUCAGUUAUUUUAAGCGGAUAUUAGAAUAUUGCAGUGUUUUGUAGUAAUUCUGUAGAAGAGUGGUAUUGAUGAGAAAGACCAGAAGGAAACUGGUUCUUCAGCUCAGUGUUUAAAAACAAAAAGCUAAUGUCUAAUGCACUGAACUAAGAUUUACUCUUUGUCCAUCUAGUUAAUGCUAAAUAUUAUGAGCUCCAGCGAUAUUAUUUUAUGACAUUGGGGUUAUGCUGGGCUGUGACAUGGAGAGAGGACACAGCUCCAGCUGUGUCAGCCUUGCUUUGUUGUGGAGCAGGACGACUGUUACAUUAUCCUAGGCUGUGAGUUCUCUGAGUUGAAGCUGCAUUUUGCUC